Molecule: messenger RNA, 3125 nt
Organism: Cyphomyrmex costatus
Lineage: Eukaryota; Metazoa; Arthropoda; Insecta; Hymenoptera; Formicidae
Exons: 15
Coding region: 193-3003 (936 amino acids)
Biological process (GO): protein deubiquitination
Molecular function (GO): cysteine-type deubiquitinase activity
Source: RefSeq, a predicted model, not a curated record
UGCUGUGUUUGAAAAAUCAAAUGGCCGUUGUUUCUUGAGAGUCGCGAUACCGUUCUACUUUUGUCGAGGGAGUAGGUGAAGAAGAAUAAGAAAAUAAAAAAUAGCCACUUAAAUUGGAAUAUCCUGUGGAUAUCAUAGAAAAAGAAUAUUUUUUACAUUAUCUAAUAUUGUAAAAAAAAUAUAAAAAGAGAGAUGUCAAAACGUACACAAGAACCAGUGGAUCAGUGGCUGGCAAAAGAGGGUUACUUCAGGAAACCUACUCCUAGAGACCCGACCUGUUUGUUUAGGGCAGUCAGCGAACAAGUGUACCAUACACAACAUUAUCAUUUAAGAGUAAGAAAGGAAUGUAUAGAAUUUAUGAAAAAGAAGAGACACUUGUUCAUUGAUUCUGUAUCAACGCCAUUUGAUUAUUAUCUGAAUGAAAUGCAAUGUUUUACGGAGUGGGGAGGUUCGAGUGAAAUUCAUGCCAUGUCUUUGCUGUAUAAGAGAGACAUAAUCAUAUUCGUUGGAGAGAAGCAGAUAUGCGAAAACGUUACUAAUAACGGCUUUAAAAAAGGCGUUAUAUUGCUUUGUCAUACAGAGCCAAAACAAUAUGAGCCUGUUUACCCGAUGGCUUUUGUACAAUCAGCUGCAUACUGCCAAUCUAUUGUUUAUGAAGUUGUAUAUAGGUAUAUGUAUCAAAUACCUAACAUAAGAACUGUUGCGGAUAGAAUGCUACAUAAUCGAACUCCUGUACUUAGACAUGACAAAUUUUUCCAGAAGGGAAAUCUUGAUAUUAGGGAGCAAUUGAUUGAAGAUUUAUACAAAAAGGUAAAAAAUGAACAUAGUGACGUGGACGAAGCGCAAUCUGAUUGGAAAGGAGCACCUAUUCCUUAUAAAGUUGCAAAAGCACUGGCUCCCGAUUAUUAUCGUAAUAUAGAAUUAGAUAUAUGGCAUGAAUUGAAACGAGAGGUAAAAUCUGCAGGCUGGAACAGGUACAACAGUAAUGAACUACAAGUCGGUGGCAAAUGUCUGAUAGAGAUUAGCAUAAACGAUCUACAACAAUGUGACAGAAAUAACAAUAAGAAUGUACGGGUUAAUUUACCAGAAUGUAGUACUAGCGAAACUAACAAUAAAAUUGAGCAACAAAAAUUGAAGCAGGGGCCUCUUUGGCUUCAUGGUUAUAUACAAGAAAUGAAUACAGAGAAGGAGCCAGUUCUAGUUUUUAUUAAAGACCUAGGAGAAAAAAAAUUUGUUCCAUAUGAUGCUCUAAAGCCAUUACCUUUAAUAAGAAAAAAUAGACAAAAAAAUUGGGUACCAGUUAAUAGAAAUCAUUCAGUUACUGUGGAUUCAAAUCGACGAUGGAAAAAACCAUAUAAUUCUUUCUCACGAAAGAGAAAAGACACCAUAGUCAUAACAAAUGAAAAAUCAAAUAAUAUAAAUAAAAAUAUAUCAAUAAAUAACGUUGAUGAUAAUGACAUUGAUGUUAAUAUCAACGUUACUAAAAAUGGCUUUGACGAACGUCAUGAUGAACUUCCUAGAACAAAUCAAAACUUCGCAUUACAAAAUCAUUCUACAGAAGAUUCUUCUAUUCAUGCAACAAAUGAAGAGGCUAACAAUUUACCUGUAACAACUACAUUCGACAAUUCACAGUCCACAGUGUCAAACAGCGUAACGCAGGAAAUGACGGAAGAAUAUAAAAAAUCGCAUACAGUAUUUAAGAGAGUGAACAAUACUGUAAGGAAGAUUGACAAAUCCAAUAAUCUUCAGAAAUCUUCCAAACCAAAAGUAUUAAAUGAAAAUUAUUAUUCAUCUUAUAAUGAUAACUCACAACAAACAAAUAUCUAUGACAACCCAAAUAUAUCUUACGUUCCUUUAAAUAACGGUAAUGCAUAUCCCUGUUAUCCAUAUGUACCAGGAAAUUUUUCGAUAACUGGGGAACAUAACCCCAGUCAAAUAGAUCAUUCAUUGACAUCGAAUGUCUUUUAUAAUUUACAUCUGUUGCAUCUGGAGGACACUUUCCGUACUGUAAAUCCAACGUAUUACGGACCGAUAAUGUAUGGAUCGAAUCAUCAAGGCAUGCAAUCUUUAGGCGCAUCGUCAAAUGCUGUGAACAGUGGCCCAUACAUGCAAUAUAUGCAAGAAGAAGUAGAUCGUCUUGUUAACGACAUGCAAAAUUGUUCGUUAAAUGAUAGACCAAAUAUCAGUGCUGAGAUUCCCAAUACUUCGCAUGUGAACACGAAUUGUGUGCAAAGUAUAAAUCAGGCAAAGCAAGGACCAAGAAAUUCGAGCGGAAAAGACUCACAUUACAUUCAACAAAAAGGAAAGCAAACUGGAACUGUUAAAGGCAAUAAGAUACGAAAUCGCCAGCAAAAUGCUCGCGGAUCAGCGCACAUGCAAUACUCGGGUCAUCAAUAUGGCGUGACAAUACCGAGUGGUUCUGUAAAUCCGUACAAUGCACAAAGGCACGAUAUGCAUAUAUCACAUAUGCAAUCGCAGCAACAUCAUUGGGAUCCGAUGUCGCAUCAAAUAGCACCUAUGGUAGCUGGUCCAACAAACGGUUAUGCACCGCAGUAUACCGCAUCAAACCAAAUAAUCCCGUAUCAUGAACUUCCAUCACACUACACGGGCGAAAGUAAUUCGGGGAAUCCUUCAUACUAUUUGGGAAACGGCAACUACUUACCCGUAUCGUACUUACCACCUCAGCACGUCGACGCAUCUGAAAACGGAGCUGUACCUCCGUCGUACCCACAGCAUUUUUAUUCAACGACUGAAGCUUAUCCACCAGGCCACUCAUCAAUAAACGGCCAACCAAUAAUAUACUCGCAGCCGAUGAUGUAUCCGCAGUCGGUGCAAUAUCAUGCUGUACCGUCACCAUCGCAACACAUGCAAGAACAAUGGAAUCCGACCUUGGGACCGCAAUCUUCCUAUGUUGCUCCAUGCAUUGCUCCAAAUCCAAGUCCAGCACCGAUCGUAGAAUCGUCCCCUAACGGACAAUGUACCGUUCCAAAAGGUUCGCUUUAGAUAUCAUAUAUUUUGAAAAUUGAUAAUUAAGAUUAAAUUUCUAUUGCAAUAAUAAUUAAAAAGUCUAUAAUAUGGUAGUAUUAAUAUGAUAUAAAAUAAUAUUAGUGUUGUAAUAUCAACGU